UAAUAUAAAAUACUAGGAGUCGCGUCCAAGUCAUACAAACCUAGAGAACGACGAUGACGCUUCAUUUUCUCCCCGCAUUCUCAAAAAAAUUUCCACUUUUGUCCUCUCCGUUUCUGCUUCACACUCACGGAGUAAGAAGAGCAAUCUGUACAAAAAUGUCCUCUGGCCCGUUUUCGCAACUCACUCACCCCAUAAAUUUGCCGACUCAAAGUGAACCGGUCAACAUCGUAGCUGCGCCUGGUGUCUCCGAUUCCGAGUUCAGGAAUGCUAUUGAAUCCUCUUUGUUCAAGCAGUGGCUGAAGAACAUGCAAUCUGAAACUGGGAUUCUUGCUAAUGGGGCUGCAUCUUUAAGACAAGUACUUAUUCAGGGAGUGGAUAUGUUUGGGAAGCAUGUUGGCUUUCUUAAGUUCAAAGCAGAUGUUAUCGAUAAGGAAACAGGGAAUAAGGUUCCAGGUAUUGUCUUCGCACGAGGACCAGCUGUAGCUGUGCUGAUCCUUUUGGAUUCAGAGGGUGAGACUUAUGCUGUGCUCACUGAACAGGCCAGGGUACCUGUUGGAAGGCUUAUCUUGGAAUUGCCAGCUGGAAUGUUGGAUGAGAAUAAAGGUGAUUUUGUGGGAAACGCAGUUCGCGAGGUUGAAGAGGAGACUGGUAUACGCUUGAAUAAAGAUGUCAUGGUUGACCUCACCGCCUUUUUGGAUCCAUCAACCGGAUACAGAGCUUUCCCUUCUCCGGGAGGGUGCGAUGAAGAAAUUAGCCUGUUUCUAUACAGAGGGCAUGUGGAUGAAAAAACUAUUACUGAGCUGCGAGGUAAAGAAACAGGUAUUCGUGAACGUGGUGAGCUGAUCAAGGUGCAUGUAGUUCCCUAUGAGAAACUAUGGCGCAUGACCGCCGAUGCAAAGGUUCUGAUGGCCAUUGCCCUGUACGAAAUGGCCCAGAGAGAAGGAAUGCUGCCUCCUCGAAGAAACUUAUCUGCCAACUAAAGUUUCUGUGAACAGAAAAAAAACAACCACCUUUCGGUUUUCAGAUGAUUACGUUUCUUGAUAGACCUCUGGACUUGUUAGUCUAGAUUAUUAGCAAUUUUUUUUUGCUGGUUGAAUUUAGCUUAUUAAUAGGUUAAGUAUAUUAUAUACUUAAUCUAUUUUAGUAAUAUAUCAUAAGGUUAUUUAAUAA
Messenger RNA from Cornus florida, 1170 nucleotides. Its product is annotated as nudix hydrolase 14, chloroplastic. NCBI's taxonomy places the organism in Eukaryota, Viridiplantae, Streptophyta, Magnoliopsida, Cornales, Cornaceae. Gene Ontology annotation, molecular function: ADP-glucose pyrophosphatase activity; ADP-ribose pyrophosphatase activity. The transcript has 7 exons. Bases 54 to 980 code for a protein of 308 amino acids. Gene Ontology annotation, biological process: ribose phosphate metabolic process; nucleoside phosphate metabolic process. The record is from RefSeq and is a predicted model, not a curated record.